AUGCAGAAAGCUUCCAGGCGGUCGACUCGGUCGCGAAUAUCCAAGGCUUGCGACCGUUGUCGUCGACAGAAGCUCAAGGCACCGGCCACCCCAGCGGCUUCCGCCGGAUCUGAUACACCGCAGGUCAUACCGAGAAGAGCGUCCGAGGACCUUCAACAAUAUGCAACUGGUACUUCGGCGAUUGGUUUCGCCAGGCAGGUUUAUAACGAGGAGGAGACAGGCCGGACCUUGACUGAAGCUGCUGUGCCGGGUGAUGUUGGCAUGGUGGGUGCUGAUAACUCACUAUGGGGCCUGAAAGAGACACCCAUGCCCCCAACGACUGUGAUGCUUGCAUUGAUCAACGCCUACUUUGACCGAAUGCAGUGGUUUAUUUUGGUGCUCCACGAGCCGUCAUUUAGAGAAAUGGCCCAGCCAAUUAUCUCUCAGCAUCAAUGGCAACGCCGGGAUCUUGGUGCAGUCAUGACGGUGCUUGCUGUCGCUGUUAUCAGCUUACAAUCAGUCCUCCCCGACGCAGAUUGGCCUGGUCAUAUCCUUCUAUCCAGGCAUUCAAUUGAUGCCCAGGAUUUGCUGAACAAAUUUCUGACAGAGAUUCGUUCCCGUGUGCUUGACAUCUUGGAGGACCGCCGUAUGGAAGGGGUGCAAGUCUGUCUUCUACUCUGUUGCUAUUACAUGUUCCACAGCUCUCCAAAUAUGGCCUGGACCACGUGUGGCAUGGCGUUCAGAGCUGCAUAUGCUCUCAAUCUUCAAGAAACAAGCACAUCGUCGCUGCCUUCUAUCGCUAAUGAGACACGCUCUCGUUGCUGGAACCAGAUCAUCAUUUCGGAUACAUUUUGCUCGAUUCUCUAUGGGCGCCCUGCUUCUCUGCCUUCGGCCAACGUUCGUCAUCUACAGCUCGUCGACGACCUGGUCUUUGACCACUCCCUGCUAAGUAAUCUAUCAGUGGAGAAUAGCGACGGAAUAACGUCGCGCGCCCCAUUUCACGUCUUAAAGACAGAUGUGUAUGCGAUCGCUCGCGAAAUUCUUAUCCGCUUCCGUCGGCUUGACCUGACAUCUGGAAUAGAGGAACAGAACUUGGAAGCUAUCAUUCGUAUUACCGAGGAGUCGAACGCUCUUCUCACUGACUGGUGGAAAGCCGUCCCGAAAUUAUAUGACUUUGACUACUGGAAAGCAGAUGGUCGCUGGGAGACCGUUGAAGGGCAGCUGCAAACACUUCCGCCUCAAGAAAGGCAGCAGGUGGAGACAAUCUAUCUACAGGCUGCUGUUCUUCAAUUGACGUACGAUGGCAUGGUCAUACAAGCAAAUAGACCGCUGUUGGAGCGAAGAAUCAACAGGCUAACAUCUUCGCGGGGGAUCAUGGAUGCGAUGCAUAGGGCGCUAGACCGAGCCACAGCUGCUGCCCUUCGCAUAUCCCGCGUGCCAAUUCACACAUUAAAGAAUCACUUCGCUAUAGCAGUUGUAUCCAUGACAAAAUUUACUGCUGGUGUGAUACUCUGCAUACCUCCAACUGUGAAACCUUUAACGGCCACCGCUCACGAGGCAAAGGAUGGGGUGGUAAGAAUAAUUCGCGCUAGUCGAAGUCUCAAGAGCCACGAUCGAAUAGCAAGGCAAACUGAACAGCUUCUGACGGAGCUGCUGAAAGUUACCACUCAGCGCGAGAUAACACAUGCCUUGGCUGAUAAUAUCGAAACAAAUUGCCCUUCGGAUACGCGAUUAACUGGUUCUGGGGUUGACGGCCCCUCGAAUGACUCCUUGAGUGCAGGGCGCUCCAGGACAAGUCACGGACCCGCAGCGCAGGCCGCUGUAGACCCUGUCCAAGGUUCCUGGGACACAGACUACAAUGCCCCCCCUGCCGUAAUGGGACCAUAUGAUUUCCUCCCUGCCCAGGCCUUUCAACAGCUGGACGAUACAUUUGGUGCAUUUGGAGAAUCCAUGUUUAACUUGGUCCCUGAUGAUCAAAACAGUACGUGGAACUGGGGCCGAACAUUUCCCUAGUCAAAGGAGCGGAAGGGAGUCAACGUGAUCAGUACACCCUUGUAGCUCGUUGAUAUAUCCUAGGGCCAAGCUAAAGUCUAGAGAGGAUGGUGGAAG
Aspergillus costaricaensis CBS 115574 is the source of this 2088-nucleotide messenger RNA. RefSeq names its product fungal specific transcription factor domain-containing protein. Gene Ontology annotation, molecular function: zinc ion binding; DNA-binding transcription factor activity, RNA polymerase II-specific; RNA polymerase II cis-regulatory region sequence-specific DNA binding. The record is from RefSeq and is a predicted model, not a curated record. Gene Ontology annotation, cellular component: nucleus. Bases 1 to 1992 code for a protein of 663 amino acids. Gene Ontology annotation, biological process: DNA-templated transcription; positive regulation of transcription from RNA polymerase II promoter by galactose. The transcript is spliced from 3 exons. Lineage: Eukaryota; Fungi; Ascomycota; Eurotiomycetes; Eurotiales; Aspergillaceae.